AUGGACUCUUUGGUGCUCCUAACCUCCGCAUUCAAGCCCACACGAGGAUUCAUCCUCGCUUUCCUCUCAAUAUGCAUCGUCACCCUCGCAGCAGCUCUAGAUGCCACCUCCCUGUCAAUCGCCUUACCCAUCAUAACAGAGAAGUUAAAAGGAACAGCUAUUGAAGCUUUCUGGGCCGGGACGUCGUUCCUUGUUACGUCUGCUGUGUUCCAACCUGUUAUUGCGGGUCUUAGUCAUGUUUUCGGGAGGAAAGAGUUGCUUCUUACUUCCGCUGUGUUUUUUGCUGUUGGAUCGAUCGUUGCUGCAGUUGCUAAGAAUAUGACGAUGAUGCUUGUUGGGAGGUCGAUUCAGGGUAUUGGUGGUGGUGGGAUCUUGACGUUGGGAGAAAUUCUGGUUACGGAUCUGGUGCCGUUGGCUGUUCGAGGAGCAUGGUUUGGCUACUUGGGUAGUAUGUGGGCAAUCGGUUCAGUUACAGGUCCUCUCAUGGGAGGAGCGUUUGCCCAGAAUGUGUCUUGGACUUGGAUUUUCUGGAUUAAUCUUCCUUUCAUUGGUCUUGGAUCUAUCGCCCUCAUCCUCUUCCUCAGAAUCAACAAGACACCUGGGAAAAUUAUGGACAAGGUCAAGAACUUUGACUGGAUUGGCUCUGUGAUCUUCACUGCUGCUACAGUCUCGUUCUUGGUUCCUAUGACAUGGGGUGGUGUCAUGUAUUCCUGGUCCUCCUGGCAUACCCUCGUCCCCCUCCUCAUCGGAGUAGCAGGUAUAAUCGGCUUCGGCUUCUACGAACGCUACCUCUCUCACCACGCCUACGAUUCCAACGGCCAGCUUCUCCCAGGACCUCACACCGAACCCAUAAUCCGCUUCACCAUCUUCUACAACCUAACCAUGAUGUUCACAUACCUCGAAACCAUCCUCCACGGCAUCGUGCUCUGGUGUCUCCUCUACUUCCUUCCUUUAUACUACGAAGCAGUCAAAGGAUACACACCCAUCGUCUCCGGCGUCGCUAUUCUCCCGGAAACAAGUUUUGUAGCCCCAAUGUCCGUCAUAGUCGGCAUCCUCUGCGCCCAAACCGGCCGCUACCGCUGGGCCGUCUGGACCGGCUGGACCCUCACAACCCUCGGCUCCGGCCUACUCAUCCUCCUGUCCCCCAGCUCCUCCAUCCCGCAAUGGGUCUUCCUCAACGUCCCCGUCUCCAUCGGCACUGGUAUGCUCUUCCCCUCCAUGGCGCUCACCAUCCAAGCCGCCGGCCGCCCCGAGGACGCCGGCCACGCCGCCGCUUUCUUCUCCUUCAUCCGCGUCUUCGGCCAAGCGCUCGGCGUCGCUAUCGGCGGUGUCGUCUUCCAGAACCAGAUUAAGAUGAAAUUAGCACGGUAUCCGCUGCUCGCCCCACUAGCGGGCCAGUAUAGCAAGGAUGCCACGGCGCUGGUGGGCGUUAUUCGCGGCAUGGCGGAAGGGGAAGUGAAGACGCAGUUGGUGCAGGCGUACGCGGAUUCGUUGCGCAGUAUCUGGAUUGUGUUGACGGCAUUGAGUGCGCUGGGACUGCUGGCUAGUGUGUGGACGAAGGGGUAUAGUUUGACGCAGGAGCAUAGGACGUUGCAGGGGUAUGAUGGGAGUAGGGAGAAGACGGUUGCGGAUCCGGAGGCAAUUUCUUCUUGA
Messenger RNA from Mollisia scopiformis, 1653 nucleotides. RefSeq names its product MFS general substrate transporter. Gene Ontology annotation, biological process: transmembrane transport. The transcript is spliced from 7 exons. Gene Ontology annotation, molecular function: transmembrane transporter activity. The coding region runs from base 1 to 1653 and encodes 550 amino acids. NCBI's taxonomy places the organism in Eukaryota, Fungi, Ascomycota, Leotiomycetes, Helotiales, Mollisiaceae. The record is from RefSeq and is a predicted model, not a curated record.